Messenger RNA from Oncorhynchus nerka (sockeye salmon), 7542 nucleotides. Its product is annotated as MOB kinase activator 3B-like. The record is from RefSeq and is a predicted model, not a curated record. Gene Ontology annotation, cellular component: cytoplasm. The transcript has 3 exons. NCBI's taxonomy places the organism in Eukaryota, Metazoa, Chordata, Actinopteri, Salmoniformes, Salmonidae. The coding region runs from base 26 to 676 and encodes 216 amino acids.
GGUCCUAGCCCCCAUCCUAGGCAACAUGUCCAUCACCCUGAAGCAGGUCUUCAACAAGGACAAGACCUUCCGCCCCAAGCGUAAGUUUGAGCCGGGGGCGCAGCGUUUCGAGCUGCAUAAGAAGGCCCAGGCAUCGCUAAGCUUCGGGGUUGACCUGAGGGCGGCGGUUGCUCUGCCCCACGGGGAGGAUCUGAACGACUGGGUGGCAGUACACGUGGUGGACUUCUUCAACAGGAUAAACCUCAUCUACGGGACGGUGUGUGAGUUCUGCACGGAGAAGAGUUGUCCGGUCAUGUCCGGAGGUCCUAGGUAUGAGUACCGAUGGCAGGACGAUCACAAGUACAAGAAACCAACGGCUCUACCGGCUCCCAAGUACAUGAACUUGCUGAUGGACUGGAUAGAGGUCCAGAUCAACAAUGAGGAUAUCUUCCCCACCAGCAUGGGUAUCCCCUUCCCCAAGAACUUCAUCCAGAUCUGUAAGAAGAUCAUCUGCCGUCUGUUCCGGGUGUUUGUCCACGUCUACAUCCACCAUUUUGACCGUAUGAUCCUGAUGGGAGCUGAGGCCCAUGUUAACACCUGCUAUAAGCACUUCUACUACUUCAGCACAGAGCUCAACCUCAUAGACCGCAAGGAGCUGGAGCCACUGAAAGAGAUGACUUCUGGGAUGUGUCACUGAGCAGAACUACGGGAGCAGCUGAGGGACUGUCUGGCUCGGCAGGAGGUUACCAUGGAGAUACGGAGGGGUACACAGUUGACUCUGAAGCUUGAUGACAUCAUCAGUGUGAUUCAACUAGCUCGAUGUCAUCACUGUCAUUCUGAUAGCAAGAGAAGAGCCUGUUACCUGCAGAUAUAUCUGGCUGGCUGACUGUCUGACUGACUGACUGGCUGGCUGGCUGGAUAUAUGGAUGGAUGAAUAAAUGAACGAAUGAAUGAAUUAUGAAUGGAUGAUUGAAUGAAUGAAUGGAUGAUGGACGGAGGGAGGGAUAUAUGGAUGGAUGAUGGAUGGAUGAUGGAUGGAUAAUGGAUGAACACUGUAGCAAAGACAUUCUACUAUUUCUACUGUAGUUAGAAAGGACCUCCCUCUCUAACACCACGUCACUGAGGAGGACCUCCCUCUAACACCAAAUCACUGAGGAGGACCUCCCUCUAACACCAAAUCACUGAGGAGGACCUCCCUCUAACACCACAUCACUGAGGAGGACCUCCCUCUCUAACACCACGUCACUGAGGAGGACCUCCCUCUAACACCAAAUCACUGAGGAGGACCUCCCUCUAACACCACAUCACUGAGGAGGACCUCCCUCUCUAACACCACGUCACUGAGGAGGACCUCCCUCUAACACCAAAUCACUGAGGAGGACCUCCCUCUCUAACACCACGUCACUGAGGAGGACCUCCCUCUCUAACACCACCUCACUGAGGAGGACCUCCCUCUCUAACACCAUGUCACUGAGGAGGACCUCCCUCUCUAACACCACAUCACUGAGGAGGACCUCCCUCUAACACCACGUCACUGAGGAGGACCUCCCUCUAACACCACAUCACUGAGGAGGACCUCCCUCUGUAUCACCACGUCACUGAGGAGGACCUCCCUCUAACACCAAAUCACUGAGGAGGACCUCCCUCUAACACCAAAUCACUGAGGAGGACCUCCCUCUGUAUCACCACGUCACUGAGGAGGACCUCCCUCUAACACCACAUCACUGAGGAGGACCUCCCUCUGUAUCACCACGUCACUGAGGAGGACCUCCCUCUAACACCACGUCACUGAGGAGGACCUCCCUCUCUAACACCAAAUCACUGAGGAGGACCUCCCUCUCUAUCACCACGUCGCUGAGGAGGAGCUGAGUAACUAACUUUUACAUGAGUUGAUUGCAUAGUAGUGGUACAUCUAAAAUGGCACCCUAUUCCCUAUAUUGUACACCACUUUAGACCAGAGCCCUGUGGGUUCUGAUGAUUCAAAGUAGUGCACUAUAUAGGGAAUGGGAUUCCAUUUGAGACGCAACCCUAUGACUACUAGGACCACCUGACUGACUGCUGGUAGAAUCUACACACAGGUUUGACCUCCUUUCUCCAAUAUGGGGCGCUCUACAGUAGGACUAAAGCUUUGUAGAAUGCUGCACAUGGUUAAUACAUUGAUGAGGUUUUAAUUCACUGACCAGGUUUUAAUUCACUGACCAGGUUUUAAUUCACUGACCAGGUUUUAAUACACUGACCAGGUUUUAAUUCACUGACCAGGUUUUAAUACACUGACCAGGUUUUAAUACACUGACCAGGUUUUAAUUCACUGACCAGGUUUUAAUUCACUGACCAGGUUUUAAUACACUGACCAGGUUCUACUACACGGAUGAGGUUUUAAUUCACUGACCAGGUUUUAAUUCACUGACCAGGUUUUAAUACACUGACCAGGUUUUAAUACACUGACCAGGUUUUAAUUCAUUGACCAGGUUUUAAUUCACUGACCAGGUUUUAAUACACUGACCAGGUUCUACUACACGGAUGAGGUUUUAAUUCACUGACCAGGUUUUAAUACACUGACCAGGUUCUACUACACUGACCAGGUUUUAAUACACUGACCAGGUUUUAAUACACUGAUGAGGUAAUGAUACACUGAUGAGGUAAUGAUACACUGAUGAGGUAAUGAUACACGGAUGAGGUUUUAAUUCACUGACCAGGUUUUAAUACACUGACCAGGUUCUACUACACUGACCAGGUUUUAAUACACUGACCAGGUUUUAAUACACUGAUGAGGUAUGUGAGGUAUAUACUGAUGAGGUAAUGAUACACUGAUGAGGUAAUGAUACACGGAUGAGGUUUUAAUUCACUGACCAGGUUUUAAUACACUGACCAGGUUCUACUACACUGACCAGGUUUUAAUACACUGACCAGGUUUUAAUACACUGAUGAGGUAAUGAUAUACUGAUGAGGUAAUGAUACACUGAUGAGGUAAUGAUACACUGAUGAGGUGAUACACUGAUGAGGUAAUGAUACACUGAUGAGGUAAUGAUACACGGAUGAGGUUUCAGUACACUGAUGAGGUAAUGAUACACUGAUGAGGUUUCAGUACACUGAUGAGGUUUCAGUACACUGAUGAGGUAAUGAUACACUGAUGAGGUAAUGAUACACUGAUGAGGUAAUGAUACACUGAUGAGGUAAUGAUUGAUACACUGAUGAGGUAAUGAUACACUGAUGAGGUAAUGAUACACUGAUGAGGUAAUGAUACACUGAUGAGGUUUCAGUACACUGAUGAGGUAAUGAUACACUGAUGAGGUAAUGAUACACUGAUGAGGUUUCAGUACACUGAUGAGGUAAUGAUACACUGAUGAGGUUUCAGUACACUGAUGAGGUAAUGAUACACUGAUGAGGUAAUGAUACACUGAUGAGGUUUUAAUACACUGAUGAGGUUUCAGUACACUGAUGAGGUAAUGAUACACGGAUGAGGUAUUUGAUGUGGACGGAUACAGACGUUUACCCGGUGUUGGUUACAGUUUGUCUAUUUCCUCUCCAACGAUGACAUCGUUUUUGUUGUUUAAUUAUGUCUCGUCUCGGAAACCCGCUUUUCCUGGUACUUUUCAAAUGAACAGAUAACUUGAAAAUCAUCACAAGAUGUUCUCAUGUGUUUGUAAUAAACGGUCUUUAGCGUGGAGACGGCCAAAUCAUUCAGUUGAUUUCCUUAAUUUAGUCUUGUGUUUUGUGAGUUUAUUAACCUUGCAGACAUGACAAGUGUCAUGGUGUGUUUGGCUGGGAGCCGUCAUGAUUUAGCUGCUGUUCAUGUGGUUGAAUCUGUGAUUGUUUAGUUUAUAGUUUAUAACAAUGACAUUUAUAUGUUGAAUCACGUCGAGUUCAUUUGAUGUUUCAUCUGUGUACGUUUUUAUGAUUGAAAAGCAUAUGGACAGCGAUGUUUCUUCCACAUUUUUGUUAAAUAAAUACUUUUGUUAAACUUUUUUUUUUUACUUAAAUACUGUGACUUGACUUCAGGUACCCAGAAUGAUCAAUAACAGCAGUACAAAUGGAAUAACCAACUGUAGCUUUGGUAGUUUCACAGGUCCUUUAUAGUACUGUUAGCAUUGACUUACUCUUGUAGUAAGAUGAACAUCAAUCAUCGAUCAUGUUUUUUCAAUCACUUCGCCGUGAGGACUUCUUUCUAUUUAAAUCUGAACCUGUAGUGCUGACAUCUUUGUCCUGGGGAAUAUGGUAGUCCUGUGUGUGACUUUAAACAACACUGACCAUCCAGUCUGUCAAUACAAUCAUCACAGUCUGUAGCCUAACGUGUAAAAGUCCCAGCCUCGGUCUUACACAGUCGCUGAAUGUUUAUUUCUGUUUUUACUAUUUAAAAAAACUCUGACACAUAUAUUUACUGUUCUGGUUUUUUUAAAAUGCUGUUUGACUGUUCAUGAUUCCAGGUCAACAUUACUACACCAGAAACAAUAGUGUUUUUUUGAUUCCUUUCUCAGACUCUUCCUGUCAUUUCAUUUUGGGGUGGGGGUAGUUUCACAUUCUACUGUUGUUGUGUACAUCUGUUGUUGAGAGAAACGCGGAGGGACUAUAGAAUCUCCCCACAGGGACUGUAGAAUCUCCCCACAGGGACUACAGAAUCUCCCCACAGGGACUGUAGAAUCUCCCCACAGGGACUACAGAAUCUCCCCACAGGGACUACCGAAUCUCCCCACAGGGACUGCAGAAUCUCCCCACAGGGACUACAGAAUCUCCCCACAGGGACUGCAGAAUCUCCCCACAGGGACUGCAGGGACUGCAGAAUCUCCCCACAGGGACUGUAGAAUCUCCCCACAGGGACUGUAGAAUCUCCCCACAGGGACUGCAGAAUCUCCCCACAGGGACUACAGAAUCUCCCCACAGGGACUAUAGAAUCUCCCCACAGGGACUACAGAAUCUCCCCACAGGGACUGCAGAAUCUCCCCACAGGGACUACAGAAUCUCCCCACAGGGACUACAGAAUCUCCCCACAGGGACUACAGAAUCUCCCCACAGGGACUGCAGAAUCUCUCCACAGGGGCUAUAGAAUCUCCCCACAGGGACUACAGAAUCUCCCCACAGGGACUGCAGAAUCUCCCCACAGGGACUACAGAAUCUCCCCACAGGGGCUAUAGAAUCUCCCCACAGGGACUACAGAAUCUCCCCACAGGGACUGCAGAAUCUCCCCACAGGGACUACAGAAUCUCCCCACAGGGACUGCAGAAUCUCCCCACAAGGAAUCUCCCCACAGGGACUGCAGAAUCUCCCCACAAGGAAUCUCCCCACAGGGACUGCAGAAUCUCCCCACAGGGACUACAGAAUCUCCCCACAGGGACUGUGACAUCUGUUCUGAGGACCUAAACUCAGUCUUGACCGGUUCACAGUUCAGUAGGCCUAUCUCUCCGAACACAUCUGUUCUGAGGACCUAAACUCAGUCUUGACCGGUUCACAGUUCAGUAGGCCUAUCUCUCCGAACACAUCUGUUCUGAGGACCUAAACUCAGUCUUGACCGGUUCACAGUUCAGUAGGCCUAUCUCUCCGAACACAUCUGUUCUGAGGACCUAAACUCAGUCUUGACCGGUUCACAGUUCAGUAGGCCUAUCUCUCCGAACACAUCUGUUCUGAGGACCUAAACUCAGUCUUGACCGGUUCACAGUUCAGUAGGCCUAUCUCUCUGAACACAUCUGUUCUGAGGACCUAAACUCAGUCUUGACCGGUUCACAGUUCAGUAGGCCUAUCUCUCCGAACACAUCUGUUCUGAGGACCUAAACUCAGUCUUGACCGGUUCACAGUUCAGUAGGCCUAUCUCUCCGAACACAUCUGUUCUGAGGACCUAAACUCAGUCUUGACCGGUUCACAGUUCAGUAGGCCUAUCUCUCCGAACACAUCUGUUCUGAGGACCUAAACUCAGUCUUGACCGGUUCACAGUUCAGUAGGCCUAUCUCUCCGAACACAUCUGUUCUGAGGACCUAAACUCAGUCUUGACCGGUUCACAGUUCAGUAGGCCUAUCUCUCCGAACACAUCUGUUCUGAGGACCUAAACUCAGUCUUGACCGGUUCACAGUUCAGUAGGCCUAUCUCUCUGAACACAUCUGUUCUGAGGACCUAAACUCAGUCUUGACCGGUUCACAGUUCAGUAGGCCUAUCUCUCUGAACACAUCUGUUCUGAGGACCUAAACUCAGUCUUGACCGGUUCACAGUUCAGUAGGCCUAUCUCUCCGAACACAUCUGUUCUGAGGACCUAAACUCAGUCUUGACCGGUUCACAAUUCAGUAGGCCUAUCUCUGCGAACACAUCUGUUCUGAGGACCUAAACUCAGUCUUGACCGGUUCACAGUUCAGUAGGCCUAUCUCUCUGCGAACACAUCUGUUCUGAGGACCUAAACUCAGUCUUGACCGGUUCACAGUUCAGUAGGCCUAUCUCUCCGAACACAUCUGUUCUGAGGACCUAAACUCAGUCUUGACCGGUUCACAGUUCAGUAGACCUAUCUCUCCGAACACAUCUGUUCUGAGGACCAAAGCCGUCUUUCAUGCAACGGCUCUGCUGAGUAUGUUAUUAACGUUUGGUCCUCGAAUCACAAAGAUCCAGAAUUGAUACAUUUCUCCUUUUCUGUCACUCGUGGUUAGGUAGCCUAGUAGUUAGAGCGUUGGGCCAGUAACCGAAAGGCUACUAGAUUGUAGUCCCUGAGCUGACAAGGUAAAAAAUAUGUUGUUCUUCCCCUGAACAAGGCAGUUAACCCACUGUUCCUAGGCCGUCAUUGUAAAUAAGAAUUUGUUCUUAACUGACUUGCCUCGUUAAAUAAACUUUAUUUUAUUUUAUGCCCAUACAAUCAAUCCUGCCACCUGGGCUGUGAACAGCAGUUUCAAUGUUAGCCAGCAGGGGGCGCUGUGGCGGCAAACUCUGGUAAGUGUUCUGAGGCAUCACUAUAAUAUCAGCACCAGUUUCCAUCUUGAACUUGCCCCACGUGUGCCAUUCACUGGGAGCUCAACGUGCCACUGAUCUUCAGAAUCAUACUGCUUGGCAACUGAUCCUAACAGAAUCCCCUUUGCAUUUCAUCUUCCGCUGUAACUUAUUUGACACAUUUUGUUUUGCUUCCUGCAUUUUUUUGUUGCUUGCUUGAGAAUAGCUGCGGUUACAACUUGAGCAAUUUUCCCUGUUUUGACUGACUGAUGUAAGGAAUUGCUAUUUCGUAUGCAGGUGACUAACUUACUGCUAAUUACAUGGCUACAACUCACAGUAAAGCCUGUGGGGUCCCCUACAGGAUAGCUCCCACAUUACACACAUAAUCUCCUUUUAUUUUUAACCGAACACUGUGUGCCCGAAGAAGAUCCUACGAUGACGGACAGACAACUGAGCCAAUGGCGGAAGACUACAGACUACAACCAGCUGAACCAAUCCGGAGAUCCGAUCUUCCUAGGGUCAACCUACUUUCUGUGACGUAUAUAAGAGCUGUGCUGACUGUUUACGCUCUCUGCCUGCUGUUCCAACACGAACUAACGGAAGAGCCGUAUUUACGUGUACCAGAUAUUCUCCCUCUGAAAUAAACUGUCGCUUGUCGUACAAUUUUAA